GACUCGCCGAGCCACCUGUUCCGGGACGGGUCGCUGGAGACAGCAGACGCCUGCUCAGUUCACCCCCCCCUCCCCCCGUCCCCACAUCCCUGCUCGUCGACCUGGGGAAAGCAGAAUGGACGGCUGCUGCCUGUCGGCCGACGAGAUGGAGAGACUCCGGGUGCACAAAGAGAUCGAGAGACAGCUGCGUCGGGAUAAAAAAAGCUCCCACCAGGAGCUGAAGUUGUUGCUCUUGGGCACUGGUGAAAGUGGAAAGAGCACUUUCAUCAAACAGAUGAGGAUCAUCCACGGCGCCGGAUACAGUGAAGCUGACAGGAAGAGUUUCACCCGCCUCGUGUUCCAGAACACCGUCACGGCCGUCCAGGCGCUGAUACAAGCCACGAGGACUCUGCGGAUUGACUUCGUCGACGACCAGAACAUUAGCCAAGCGCAGAGGCUGAUGGAAGUGGAGGUGACCCAGGUGUCCACUCUGGAGGCCUGGCAGGUGGACGCCAUCAAGCGGGUGUGGAAUGACCACGGUGUCCAAAGGUGCUACGACCGCAGGAGGGAGUUCCAGUUAUCGGACUCUGCCAAAUAUUACCUUGACGACAUGGACAGAAUCACAGCCCAGUUGUACGUCCCCACCCUGCAAGACAUUCUGCGGGUCAGGGUCCCCACCACGGGCAUCAUAGAGUACCCCUUUGACCUUUCAAAUGUCAUCUUCAGGAUGGUCGAUGUGGGUGGCCAGCGGUCAGAGAGGAAGAAAUGGAUCCACUGUUUUGAGAAUGUCACCUCCAUUAUCUUUCUGGCGGCCCUCAGCGAGUACGAUCAAGUCCUUUACGAGAAUGAGAAUGACAACCGAUUGAGAGAGAGCCUCGCCUUGUUCAAGACCAUCCUCUCGUACCCGUGGUUCCAAGAGUCCUCCACCAUCCUCUUCCUGAACAAAACUGACUUGCUAGAGGAGAAAAUCACGAGGUCUCAUCUGGCAACGUACUUUCCGAACUUUACUGGGCCUCAGUGUGACGCAAGAGCUGCGGAAAAAUUCAUCUUGCAAAUGUACGUGGAAAAGCACCGGGGGCAUCCGAAGUCCCUCUACAAACACUACACCUGCGCCACAGACACAAACAGCAUCCGGGUGGUCUUCAAGGCCGUCAAAGACACCCUCUUCACAGAAAACCUUGGAUUGUUCAACCUGGAAUAAGCUGCAGGACAAAGGGAUUGUUUCCCCCUCGAGGAACAAGCAGCCGGGUUUUACAGUCGCACGGACGUUUUUACCUAUUUUAUGCUGUCGGCUGCAGCUUGUUUACAGACAUCAAUGUGCACUGUCCAGUAUGGGACACUUAUCUUAAUCUAUAUAACUGUAAAAACGAGGACAGAAUGUGCCAUUUCUGAAGAAGCAUAUAUUACUACGGAAGAGAAAUGCCAGUUAAUAGUUGUACCACACUACAUUAGAGAAGGGUUCCUUUUGUUUCCGUGCUGCGUGAUACUCAUCAGCAAAUCGUAUCAAACUGGUUAGACAAAGUCCUGUCUACUAUAAAUGCAACCUUCCCUGUUUUACAGCUUUUACAGCGAGAUUAGACUUGUACAGAGAACACGGGGAAGUCAAAGAAUAACCUGCAGGGAACCUGAAUGCCUUACUAUGUAUUUAUGCUGCUGUGUUAAUGCAUCAACGACCACGUAGCCUGUGGAAUUGUUAGCUGGACUCUGCCGCUUUUUAUUGAUAUUAAAACAUGUGUCCGUGAGCAAAGAAA
Molecule: messenger RNA, 1730 nt
Organism: Gasterosteus aculeatus aculeatus (three-spined stickleback)
Lineage: Eukaryota; Metazoa; Chordata; Actinopteri; Perciformes; Gasterosteidae
Product: guanine nucleotide-binding protein subunit alpha-14
Biological process (GO): adenylate cyclase-modulating G protein-coupled receptor signaling pathway
Cellular component (GO): cytoplasm; heterotrimeric G-protein complex
Molecular function (GO): GTPase activity; G-protein beta/gamma-subunit complex binding; GTPase activator activity
Source: RefSeq, a predicted model, not a curated record